GUACUGACAAAGAAGGAUCAAAGUCUAGAAGAAGUACAUGAGGAAAAUCUCAGGCGCCGCAAAGGCCAGCUGAAUAUUAUGGAGCAACCCGGUCUUGUCAGUACUCCGAAAACUGCCGCAGAAUCGAAGCCAGCUUCACACUCUGAACAGCAUGUUCUUACUCCCCAAGCACUCCCAGUGGUCAAUGCUGAUCAUCUCCAAGCUAAGCCUCGUGAACAAGCAGGUACUGUAUCGGACACUACUGCCAAGGUCCAGAAGGAACAUGCGCCAGUUAAGAGGGAUCUCAAGGAGGUAAAGAAAGAGAAUAGUGUGAAUGAGCACAAGCAGGAGGAGCACAAGAAGGAAGCGAAAGAGAAAGAGGAGCAUAAGAAGGUAAAGAAGGAGGAAGAAGCAAGCGUGACAGCAAAGUCUCAUGGAAACACAAAGAAAGUGACUUCAAAGACAAUAAGCACUAAGAAAUCUGAGAAAAUCAAGCUUGCGUACGAGAAACGAGCUCUUAGACUUGAAAAUAACAUCGUGAAUUGCCUGCAGGUUUCCAGCCCUGAUCUUCUCGGAUUCGGCAGAAUUGAUGUAUCACAGAAAAAUGCUUAUCGAGUUUGUAUCGCUUGCCUAGUGCUCAGCAUAUUUGGUGUGGCUCUCAGUGUUCUUCACCAUUACAUUAAUCUUGCUCCACCUCCGAGAGUAGGUUUUUUUUACGAAUGUGGGACCCCUUUUGUACCAGUAAAACUGCUACCGUAA
Messenger RNA from Cylicostephanus goldi, 738 nucleotides. NCBI's taxonomy places the organism in Eukaryota, Metazoa, Nematoda, Chromadorea, Rhabditida, Strongylidae. The record is from the annotation of a GenBank genome assembly.